AUGCCACCCACCCCACCCCCCACUAACGGCCUCACGCCCACCAGCACCCAACCCCACCGCAGCCACCCCCUACACGCCACCCUCCGCACUCUCCCCGAAGCCCCCGUCCCGCUCCUCCACGCCCCUCCUCCAAGAUUCCACCGCCGCCACUACAUCACCCUCGAUGAGGAGUUCGAGAACGCACGAAACACCUCUCACCACCAGCCAUCGAACCACACCGCGCAUCACCAGUUCCCGCAAGCAUUGGCAAACGUAACUACCAAACCGGACCCGCAGCAGACAGAGCCAGAUGAGCCCGACGAGACCUUUGGGCGCGCCGGGAUGUUUCGGUACGGCCGUGCGCCGUAUCCGAGGGGGCGCGCGAGGAGAGGGGAGGGGGAGAGCGACGCUAGCGCUGCGCAGAUGGAGCAUGGCCAUGGGGCGGGGGAGAAUGGUACGGCUGCGCCGCAGGAGGGUCAUCAGCAGCAGGAGGGUGAGGAGGAGGACGAGGGGUUCGAGGCGUGGUGUAGGGCUCAUGGGCUCUUGCGCGCGGACCUGGAGGAGGGUGGCGGGGGGGAGGAGGAGGGGGGAGUUUGA
This is a messenger RNA of Morchella sextelata, 576 nucleotides long. RefSeq lists its product as uncharacterized. The record is from RefSeq and is a predicted model, not a curated record. NCBI's taxonomy places the organism in Eukaryota, Fungi, Ascomycota, Pezizomycetes, Pezizales, Morchellaceae. The transcript has a single exon. Bases 1 to 576 code for a protein of 191 amino acids.